CCGGCUUGGUCUGCGGCCGUUGCGAGCCGCACCAAGCCGCUCCCCGACGUUUGCACCACCACAUUCACAUUCGCUUCGUCGUCCUGGCUAGAGUUCUGACCUGUUAUAACCUGCAUCGUCGCCGUGGUAGUUCGCCGUGUUAGAAAGACUGUUGAAUAUUUGUGAUUUGGGAAAAAUAAUAUCAUACAUUUAGCAUGGCUGGAAACCAGGAGCAUUGGACUGAUGAUGAAUUGAAGUUGUUGGUUCGGGUUCGGAUCAAGCAUGACAGUUUAUUCUGCGGAUCUAAUGGCAACAUUGCAAAGGGCUGGAAAACUGUGAUACAGGAGUUGGCAAGCCUCGGACUUACCAGAGAACAUGAUAGGAAAAUCAAAAGAAAGUUUUUAGAUGAGUCGAAGAAGUUCAAGGAUUUCAUGAAUCCCUCGCUACACACUGGCAGGAGCACUGAGGAUGGUGAAUCUAUCUCGGAACUUGACCCUGAGCUCUUUGAGCUUUUCGCGAACUACUUUGAGGGGAAACAUACCCUCAAUCCUCCUGCAUUAUAUGAUUCUUCCAUGCCCUCAACUUCCAAAGACCGAGAUCACAGCUACGCCACAAGCGAAUCUGAAUACCUAGGUCCAGUGCCAAGUGAGUAUGUCGAAGUGGGCGAAGAUGGCAUAAACAAUGAAAAUGAUGAUGAGGAUGAUGAAACUAAAGUGACAGUGACAGCCCACAAUAGCAAGAGGUGUAAAGAUUUUUAUCAGAAAAAUAAUAAGAAGCAAAAGGGAGAAAAGAAAAAAAAUGAUGAAGACUGGUUUAAAGAGUACUUAGUCCAGAGUAGAGAAGAUAGAAAAGAAGAAAUGAAUCAACUCUUGGGUGCUCUAAAAAAUCUUGCACCACCAAAGUAGUUUGUAUACUUUUGUCUUCUGGACUGCUAACUUACUUGUUUUUUUGUUUUUGUUUUGUAUUUUUUUACGCUUUUGUCUCCUUGACUGACUGAUGUGUCUUGGUAUGUUUUUGUUGUUUUCUGGUUGUGUUUUACUGCUGAUACGUGAAACAUGCAUUGUAAGAUUUUUGUUUGAUUUUUGGCAAAAGGCCUACUUGUGCAGCUUAUGCUUCUACAUUGCUCCCUAAAAGUAUUUUUUUAAGUUGUUUAAUUUUUUUAUUACUGGUUCUUUUAAACUGCUUUAUGUUUCUAAAUGAAAUGUUACUCUCAAAGCAGUUUAGAAAUCCAUGUUCAUGUGAUGAUUUAUAUUUUAGUUUCAUUAUUUGACUGAUAUAUUAUUUGAUAUAUAUUCAUAUCAUAUCUUGCUUCUAUAUCUUGUGCAAGAAUUGUGCUUUAUUUUUUAUGUGAUAUUAGACUUACAGAUUUUGUUUAGUUAAAUUGUUUCCUGAGCAAUAUAUGAUCACUUGUUUGUGUAUUUUGUCUACAAGACUAAGUGUUAUUAGGCAUUUAUUGGAGAUAAAAAUAUAAUGAAGUGUAAAGAAAAGAAGUGUAU
Messenger RNA from Frankliniella occidentalis (western flower thrips), 1475 nucleotides. RefSeq lists its product as uncharacterized. The record is from RefSeq and is a predicted model, not a curated record. The coding region runs from base 195 to 884 and encodes 229 amino acids. Lineage: Eukaryota; Metazoa; Arthropoda; Insecta; Thysanoptera; Thripidae. The transcript has 4 exons.